GCAUACGUGAGGAGCGUUUUGUUCAUUUUUCCUACCAUGACAUGUUCGUGCGAUCCUGUCCUAUCGUGCUGCAUGGGCACAUGAAGACGACUUCGUUCGAAAGACGUUGUGUAUUAUAACACAACGGCGAGAUAGUGGUGCUAAAUUUCGCUGCUGCCGAACUCACCCAAUGCGCACCACUUCAACCGAUUUCUAAAUAAGCCACUGCUUCCUCCUUUCUAAAUAGCCUCAGUUCUCCACCUUCCAACCGGUUCCCCAAUCCCGUCCCAAAAUAAAUAACUCGGCUACCACUAUCUCUGCCUCCCCGCCGCUCGUCACUGGCACCGCCUCUGGCCAUGACCUUGAGACUAGGAGCCGGGGGCUAGGAGCACCGGGUAGCAUUCUACCGGCUUGGCUGAGCGCUGAGUCGCAGUCGUCCGUCUGACGUUCGGACGGGGGGUCCACGUCUGUGAAGCGUCUCUUUGUGGUCGAAGAAAUGCUGCGUCUUCUGAGCGGCCGCGCCCUGGUCGGGGCUGUGAGACCGGUGGCAGCCAGUUCGGGAUAUGCAACGUCUGCCUUGCCUCAGCCGGUGUUGAAACCCGAGAUUCAGCAUACUGGGAUCUUCAUCAACAAUGAGUGGCACAAGUCUGUUUCGGGAAAGACGUUCCAGACCCUGGACCCGCGGACUGGCGAGCCAAUCGCCGACGUCCAGGAGGGAGACAAGGCUGAUGUCGAGAAGGCGGUGAAAGCUGCCCAGGAGGCGUUCCGUCUGGGCUCCCCAUGGCGGACCAUGGACGCCUCAGAACGUGGCCGACUGCUCCUCAAGCUGGCGGAUCUGAUUGAACGCGAUCAGACCUACCUGGCGAGUCUGGAGACGCUGGACAACGGCAAGCCGUACAACAUGUCCUACCUGGCCGACACAGCACUGAGCGCCGGACACUACCGCUACUACGCCGGCUGGGCGGACAAAAUCACCGGAGAGGUCAUCCCCGCCGACGGCAAUAACUUCAGCUACACGCGUCACGAGCCGGUGGGUGUCUGCGCUCAGAUCAUCCCCUGGAACUUCCCCCUGCUGAUGCAGGCCUGGAAACUGGGGCCCGCUCUCGCCGCCGGUAACACUGUUGUGAUGAAGCUCGCCGAGGAGACUCCCCUCACGGGUCUGUACGUAGCCGAGCUGAUAAAGGAGGCCGGCUUCCCACCGGGUGUAGUCAACAUCGUGCCCGGGUUCGGCCCCACCGCUGGAGCGGCCCUGGCCUCCCAUAUGGGGGUCGAUAAGGUGGCGUUCACCGGCUCGACAGAGGUCGGUCAGAUUGUCAGCGAGCUGGCCGCCAAGUCCAACCUGAAGCGGGUGACGAUGGAGCUGGGCGGAAAGUCGCCCAACAUCAUCUUCAAGGACGCUGACCUCGAGCAGGCGGUGGAGGGAGGACACUUCGGCCUCUUCUUCAACAUGGGCCAGUGCUGCUGCGCCGGCUCUCGUAUUUUCGUCCACGAGGACAUCUACGAUGAGUACGUGCAGAGGAGCAUUGAGAAGGCCAGGCAGAGGACCGUGGGCGACCCGUUCGACCCCAACACGCUACAGGGACCGCAGAUCAGCGAGAUCCAGAUGAACAAGAUUCUCGGCCUGGUCGAGUCGGGUAAGAAGGAGGGAGCGAAACUGGCGCACGGUGGAGCCAGGAUCGGCGACAAGGGCUACUUCAUCGAGCCGACUGUCUUCACUGACGUGCAGGACAACAUGAGGAUUGCCACGGAAGAGAUAUUCGGUCCGGUGCAGCAGAUUAUGAAGUUCUCCUCUGUUGAGGAGGUGAUCGAGCGAGCCAACAACUCCAUGUAUGGGCUGGCGGCCGGCGUGUACACGCGAGACCUGGACCUGGCCAACCGCACUGCCCAGGGACUCCGAGCGGGGACCGUGUGGAUCAACUCGUACAACGUGUUCUCGUCUCAGCUGCCUUUCGGCGGCUACAAGAUGUCUGGCCACGGCAGAGAGAAGGGAUCGUACGGCAUUCAGAACUACACCGAGACCAAGACGGUCGUCACCGCCAUCCCGCAGAAGAACUCGUAAACUCACUCGUAACUCGUAAACUACGGUUCGAGAUGCGGUCAAGGUUGGAUGUUCGGUUCGGUGUCUAUACCUAUGUGUACCUACUGACGACAUUGGAAAGUGGUGGUUGAAAUUCUACAAACAAGGUGCUAAUGAAAUGAUGAUGUAAAGGUGAUAUGGGAACAGCUCUGAAGAUAGAGCGACGGAAUAGGUAUGCGACGAAGUUGUGGUGCUUUCGCGUUUGCUCAGUGUUCUCUCUUCAGGAUGUUCGUUCGGGAUUUCGUGUGUUUAAAACUGUGCUAUUGAUUAAUGCACUGUGUCAGGUGAGCGCCGUAACCGUUUGCAGUGGAAUUAUUCGACGCUACGAACUCACGGGAUGGGAUGAUUUCUAUGUCCACAUGAGGCUUAAACCAACUUGAACAGCUGUAAUCGAACGUGUAAUUUGUCGAACGUUGGCAUCUGUGAAUGGUUUUGGCCAGUCCUGUAUAAAAGCGAAUGGCAUCGUUUAACAUGAGGCUCGAUUUAGCCAUGGGAUGGAAAGUGGUUAAUUCGGCCCGUUAGAAAGCACGGCUGAUAAGUGAUAGCAUACAGCUUCUCCGCAAUGUCUUCUUCACACCCAGCAUACGUUUGUGUCUAGUAAUGCAUUCAUGUGGAUCAGCUCUUAAAGAAUCCCUCUUUGUGCUUACGGAGCAGGUUGUAGGACGUAGGUAUCGUGUUCGUACAUUGCGCAUAGACCUGCUGCGCAGUGGUACCCGUUUUGUACACACGUCUUUUGUUAUCGGCUACUGAUGUGGAUUUGUGUUGCAUGAAGAAUCUUUUUCGUUUUCUUCGAUUUCUUAUGGCUUAAGUUAUCGGUUCUUCCUCGCUUUUGCCGAGUCGAAGUUGUCUCGUAGUUUGUCAAAUAUCACCGUGCCACGCCGCGCUGUACAAUGCUCGAAAGACCGUCCAGGGAAGACUUCCUGAGGUAUUUUGUAAAUGGAUAAGCGCAACUACAAUUACACACUUGUUAUUCAAUAUGUGUGCAGAAAUAAUACAUAUUUAGUUUUCACAAAUAAAGCAAUCUACAACGGAA
Amphibalanus amphitrite is the source of this 3089-nucleotide messenger RNA. RefSeq names its product aldehyde dehydrogenase, mitochondrial-like. Bases 476 to 2038 code for a protein of 520 amino acids. The record is from RefSeq and is a predicted model, not a curated record. Lineage: Eukaryota; Metazoa; Arthropoda; Thecostraca; Balanomorpha; Balanidae. The transcript is spliced from 11 exons. Gene Ontology annotation, molecular function: aldehyde dehydrogenase (NAD+) activity.